Molecule: messenger RNA, 2829 nt
Organism: Parascedosporium putredinis
Lineage: Eukaryota; Fungi; Ascomycota; Sordariomycetes; Microascales; Microascaceae
Source: the annotation of a GenBank genome assembly
AUGGCUAGCAAUCCCCUCAAUAUUUUCCGCGGGCCCGAUGCCCUCGCGCAGUACUUCGAUCCAGACCAAAAUCCGCCGCUUCCUCUCGUCGAACUGCCCAGAGCCCUAAACCCUCUUUACGAAGAUGGCGUGCGGAUAUAUGCCAAGAUGCUCACCGCGCUGCCAGCGCACAAUGUCAAAUCACUUCCAGCUCUUCGCAUGUUGCAGCAUGAGCCACAGGCCCGAGACACGGCGAUCGUCGAGGCGAGUUCUGGGUCGACGGUGAUAUCCCUAGGAAUAAUAGCUAGGGCGCUCUGGGGACACAACGACGUGCACGCGUACGUUACCAACAAGAAACACCCCGACUCGUUGAAGCUACUCAAAUUCUUUGGGCUCAAAACCGUUCUCUAUGGCGGGCUAGCGCAGCAAGAGCCCUCAGACCCUCGGGGGAUUAUGAACCGACUCCGAGAAAAGGCAAAUUCAGACCCCGGUAUCAGCUAUCUUGGCCAGUACGACAACGACCAUAAUUGGAAAUCCCAUGAACAAUGGACCGGCGCGCAGAUUUGGAAACAACUGCCCGAGAUCAAUGUUUUCUGCACAACAGUCGGUACUGGGGGCGCCGGGGUCUAUCUCAAGAAGCAAAAGCCCUCUGUCAGAACCAUAGGCGUCUGCAAUGUCUUCGGAGACCCGACACCAGGGCCACGCCAUUUUCCAGGAUUCCACACGUCACCCUUCCCAUGGAGGGAAACAAUCGACGUUUUCGAGACCGUCGCCUCCGUCGAUUCUUUCCGCAUGUCCAUGAACCUAUCGCGGCACGGUAUUAUUGCCGGGCCCUCUUCUGGCGAGGCUCUGUGUGGACUCCUAGCUCACCUCCAUACUCUGAAGGCGCAGGGCCGGCUCGGCGAGCUCGCGGAAACGAGUACGGGCGAAAUUCACUGCGUGUUCGUCUGCGCUGAUCUGCCGUACCAAUACAUGGACUUGUACUUUAAGAAGCUCGGGAUCGACGAGUUCCCUCCAACUUUUAACGAGAACCUCCUCUCAUGCGACCAAAGUCCCUAUGACGAACGGUGGUUCCUCACGCCCCAAGUAACAGCCGAGAUGCUCGGACUCGCCCCCGGCAGCUUGUGUUCGAGCACGGACAACGGCCAUUGCGGGUGUGGACAUACCCCAUCCGCCAUCUCCGAGAAUCCAUCGCCGCUCGUCUCCGACUCGAGUAGCGGGAACAGCUCACCGUCGACAAUCGGAGAGUUCACCUGGUCAACGGCGCCCUCGUCAAGCUCAGGGUCAUUGCCCGAAGACGUCCCGUACAGUUUUGCAAGGGAGCCUGCGCCGCCAACGGUGGUAGACAUACGGCCGGCACGAAGGUUUAACCAGUCUCACGUCAGACUCUCGCAUAACUGCCCGCUUCCAGAGGCGCCGACCGACCUCUUCGGGGACGCCCACGCGGUAGAGAGAAGGUGGAGGGAGCUGCAGGGGCGGUGGAAGGCGAUGCUUGGCCGCACAUCCCCCACGGACGAGGGCCCGCCACCAAACUCGCGCAUGCAGAUCCGACGCUCGCCGUGUCUCCGCCGGGAUGGGGCCCGGGUCAACCCCUUCACCCUGCGAGCGAGACACCACGAUUUCAACCAGCGACCACCAGGAAGCUCCGACGCCGACGACGGUCAGCUGCCGAGGGAUGCUACCCAGGAAGAGAUUGACGCCCUGCCCCAUGUCGCCGAUAAACUUCCCUUUGCGGCGUGGGCCGUCAUCGUGGCUGGCGCUUUUGAGCGCUUCACAUAUUUUGGCCUCAUAGCACCAUGGCGUGACCAAUACGUCCAGAAGAAACCGCAACUAGUGCAGCGGGCAGACGGCAGCCGAGUCAUCAUUGAUGGUCCAAGGACGAUCCAGCUCAUGUACAACGCUUACUACUGGUUCACAAACGUCGCAUCCCUCUCCUCGAUACCCGUCACCUUUCUCGAGUUUCAUUACGACUUUUGGGCCGCAUAUCUCCUCACUACCGUGGCUCUUUGUGUUUCCAUUCUCCUCUUCAUCGUCUGGUCCAAGAAGCUCAUCAAAAUUGCGCCCCAGGGCAAUGUCCUGCCCCAGGCCAUGAAGACGAUGCACUGCGCAGCUAGAAGCGGCUUCAAACUAGACCACGCCAAACCCUCUUAUCAGCUCUCCCAUCACGGGCGGACUGUCCCCUGGACAGACCAUUUUGUGGACGAGAUGAAGCGUGGGCUGAUCGCGUGUCGCGUCAUAUUCUCAUUGCUCGUCUUUUAUCUCUGCAUCAACCAAAUGUACAACAACCUCGUCUCGCAAGCCGGCCAGAUGAACCUCCACGGCGUGCCCAACGACAUGAUCCAGGCCUUUUCAGGCGUCGCCUGCAUCAUCUUUGGACCCCUGAUCCAGGGCAUGUACGACGUCUUGGCCAAGCGAAAGAUCGAGUUCGGUCCCAUCGCCCGCAUGGCCGCCGCCUUUGGCGGCAAGACGCCCAACGACGUCAACGUGUGGGUGCAGCUCCCCGUGUAUCUGCUCCUCGCCAUUGGCGAAAUCUUUGGCUUCGUCACCGCGUUCGAGUACGCGUACGGCAAGGCGCCCAAGGACAUGAAGACUGUGGUCCAGGCCCUCACUCAGCUGACUGCCUGCCUGGCCAGCGUGCUGGGCAUGGCUAUUAGCCCCGCGGCCAAGGACCCCAACAUGGUCAUCUUUUACGCGUGCUUGGCCGGGGCCAUGGGUCUCACUGCAGUGGCGUUUUGGUGGAGGUUCCGCAAGUAUGAUGACAUGGAUGCUGAGUUGAACCGCCUAGAUCACAAAGAAGGGAGCCAGUCUGAUUCCGUGGUGCAGACUACUCCAGACCGAGAGGCGGCGUAA